GAACAUUAGGUCUAGUUCUCGGAGACCUCUCGAGGCAAAGAGGAAGGGUUGCCACUCUGGAUAUAGUAUAUGGAUGGAAGUUUCAAAAAUUCAAUCUAUUUUUUUUUUUAAAAUUUUAUCUUUACGUCCCGAAAAUUUGGAUUUUUUUUUUCUCUAAAAUUUAGUUUGACCGAUUAUUAAUUAUUAUUAUUAUUAUUAUUAUCUCUCUUCCACGCCAUCAGAUUUAUCCAGCUCAGCUUUCGUGCUCUUUGACACGUGCCUCUCCACAUUCAAUUUCCCUAGCACCAUUGACUCUCCCGCCAUCUUCAUUCUUUGCAUAACAGCAUUGAUUAUAGUGAUUUCAGCCAUGAUUCAGUCCAAGCAGAAGAAGCCCCAGCCCCAGCCGGAGAAGAAGCAAUCCCACGCCGCCGCUGUAAAGAAGAAAGGAAAGGAAGUUGUUUUACCACAAUUCCAGCCUCAGCUAAAUGCCUUAGGUUUAAAAAUUAUUCAAAUCACAGCAGACGGUAAUUGUUUCUUCAGAGCUCUAGCUGAUCAGCUAGAAGGAAAUGCAGAGGAACAUACAAAAUAUCGACAUAUGGUGGCGAAAUAUAUAGUGAAUCAUCGUGAGGAUUUUGAGCCAUUCAUCGAGGGUGAUGUCCCCUUUGACAAAUACUGUCAUUCCAUGGGAAAGCAAGGUACAUGGGCAGGACAUAUGGAGUUGCAAGCAGCAUCUCUUGUUACGGGAGUGAAUAUCUGCAUCCAUCGAGCUAUGUUCCCCCGAUGGUACAUUAGGAAUUUUCAAGGACAAGAAGCAAGGAUGAUUCAUUUAUCUUAUCAUCAUGGCAAGCACUAUAAUAGCGUCCGUCUAUGUGAAGAUUCUUGCGAAGGGCCAGCUAAACAGAUCAUUAUUAAGGCGGAUUCAGAUAUUCUUGUCCCCAGCCAUAACAAGAAAGUGCCAGCAUGUGUACCAAAAGCCGCAUCUGUCAAGAUGGUAAUGUCCGGGACAGGAUGUGAAAAUUUUGCUAAAGCUGAGCAGGUUUUACAAGAAUUUGGUGGGGAUGUUGAUGCUGCGAUUGAGUUUUUGAUAGCAGAACAAGAAAUGAAAGAUUGUGAGAAUGAUGACAAUGACACUCCCUCUGAAAAUAAUAUUUCUUAUGGAGCUGAUCAAAUUAUGAAUUCUGAGAAACUGGAGGUGCCAUUUGAAGAUGUGACAACAGCACAAAGUUCACUGGACAGUGACCCUCAGUCAGUUACUGAGCGGAAAGUUCAAGUUGUUGAUAAGAAAACAUCAAAUAAUAAGCAAUGUUCUUGCGGGUCGAAGAAGAAAUACAAGGCUUGUUGUGGGUCAGGUGUUGCAAGUACUUCUGCAGUAACCAACAGCAAUGCCAAAUGUACUUCAAGUAAGGAUAGAAAAGAUAGAAAGAGCUGUAGGAGAAAGGAGGCUGUUGGAGAAGCGGAAGCAAGCCGAAGUAGUAACCAACUUGAUCUCGGUGCUCUUUGCCUAUGAAAAUCCAGUUGAGGGAUGCGAACUUAUGCCGGUGACAGGCGGUCUAUUGUCUCUCAUGGGUUUAUCUGGUCACUAAACAUAUAAACAAAGCGAAGAUGUAAUUUGUCUUCAAGAAGAGCCAAUUUUUUAUGGAACUGAUUCAUAUCAAUUUAGUUUGUGUGAAUCAUACUUGUGCAACUUAACAUGUAGAAAACAGAGUCAUUGGCAUUGCAUUUACAUAUUAGAAAUUAA
Molecule: messenger RNA, 1717 nt
Organism: Dioscorea cayenensis subsp. rotundata (Guinea yam)
Lineage: Eukaryota; Viridiplantae; Streptophyta; Magnoliopsida; Dioscoreales; Dioscoreaceae
Product: OVARIAN TUMOR DOMAIN-containing deubiquitinating enzyme 7-like
Exons: 12
Coding region: 347-1486 (379 amino acids)
Biological process (GO): protein deubiquitination
Molecular function (GO): cysteine-type deubiquitinase activity
Source: RefSeq, a predicted model, not a curated record